AUGAGUUUGAUUUCAAACACAUUCUCCUCAAUACAUGAGUAUGCAUAUGUAAGAGUUCCAAACAAAUUUUGCAAUUGUGGUAGAAAAUAUGCAAUUAGAAGCUCGGAGUCAACAUCUAAUCCACAAAGGCGUUAUUACAAGUGUGAUUCAUGUAAUAGCUUCAAAUGGUGCAAAGUUUAUCAGCUGGAAGAAGGUCAAAGUAGGGGAAGCUGUUAUGAAAGGGAUGGGUCAGGACAUAGCAAUUUGCAUGAUGAAUUGGAGCAAUUGAAGAAGAAAGUGAAGCAGCAGCAAAAAGUUCUCAAUUCUGUUAUGAAAUUAGGUGUACUGAUGUGUGUAAUAGUUGUGAUUGUAAUUGAUGAAGUGAACUAUUAUAAUUACAAUGAAAUUGAAUAA
Chenopodium quinoa (quinoa) is the source of this 393-nucleotide messenger RNA. RefSeq lists its product as uncharacterized. The transcript has a single exon. Lineage: Eukaryota; Viridiplantae; Streptophyta; Magnoliopsida; Caryophyllales; Amaranthaceae. The record is from RefSeq and is a predicted model, not a curated record. Bases 1 to 393 code for a protein of 130 amino acids.